This is a messenger RNA of Penicillium macrosclerotiorum, 840 nucleotides long. RefSeq lists its product as uncharacterized. The record is from RefSeq and is a predicted model, not a curated record. Gene Ontology annotation, cellular component: DNA replication factor A complex; chromosome, telomeric region; site of double-strand break. Gene Ontology annotation, molecular function: DNA binding. Bases 1 to 840 code for a protein of 279 amino acids. The transcript is spliced from 3 exons. NCBI's taxonomy places the organism in Eukaryota, Fungi, Ascomycota, Eurotiomycetes, Eurotiales, Aspergillaceae. Gene Ontology annotation, biological process: nucleotide-excision repair; DNA replication; double-strand break repair via homologous recombination.
AUGGAUGGUGGAUACAAUUAUAACUCCUACGGCGGUCAAGGUGGUGGCGGCGGUGGCUUCAUGCCUGGCGAGAUGAACAGCCCAUCAGGAGGGAAGGGCGGUGACCGUGAUAAUAAGACCCUUCGUCCCGUCACAGUGAAGCAAAUUGCCGAUGCCUCCCAGCCAUACCCCGAAGCCAACUACCAGGUCGACGGCGCAGAUGUCGUCAACGUGCUGUUUGUCGGCCAGGUGCGCAACAUCAGCUCGCAAAGCACCAACAUUACAUACAAGAUUGAUGAUGGCACCGGCGAGAUCGAGGUUAAGAAGUGGGUCGACUCGGCCACUGCUGACAGCAUGGAUACCGACGAAAGCAAGGCCCCAGGUGAUAGCAAGAGUGAGGUCCAGCUAAACGGGUAUGCCCGUGUCUUCGGUGCCAUCAAAUCAUUCGGUAAUAAGCGGUACAUUGGCGCACACAGUGUUCGCCCUCUGCAAGAUAUCAACGAAUUGCACUGCCACAUUCUCGAAGCAACGGUCGUGCAUCUUUUCUUCACUCGGGGACCCCCUGGCGACGCUAAUGCAGUAGCCCACGCUGGAGCUGGCGGUGAUGCAGUUAUGGGUGGCGCCGAUGACUAUGGAGCGGGCCAAAACAAGGCUCUCUUGUCCAUGUCACCCCUAGCGAAGAAAAUCUACCAACUGUUAAAGACCGAGCCUCAGGAUGAUACGGGCCUGCACAUGCAGCAGAUCGCCACGAAACUGAACACCCCGGCGAUGGAUGUCGCCCGUGCUGGAGAGGAAUUGCUGGGAGCGGGUGUGAUUUUCUCGACUAUGGACGAGCAAACAUGGGCUAUCCUCGAAUAUUAG